Marchantia polymorpha subsp. ruderalis is the source of this 1093-nucleotide messenger RNA. Lineage: Eukaryota; Viridiplantae; Streptophyta; Marchantiopsida; Marchantiales; Marchantiaceae. The record is from the annotation of a GenBank genome assembly.
UCGUCUCUUUGAAAAAUUCUCGGUUUGGCUGCAUUCUGUCGCCACCAGACCCUCAAGCUUCUGCAGAGCUCGACGCGGGAAGAAAGCUUGCACGAUCGAAAUCGUGUCUCCGAUUUCAUUUCAGCAAUUCAGUCGUCCUCGCGCCGCCCUUCACCAUGAGUGCCAGACCGAUGGAAGAAGACACGGAAAAGACCGAGGAGGAAGAGUUCUCUACUGGCCCCCUUUCUGUACUGACAAUGUCCGUGAAAAACAACACACAGGUAUUGAUCAAUUGCAGAAAUAACAAGAAGCUGCUCGGUCGGGUUAAAGCUUUCGAUAGACAUUGUAACAUGGUUCUUGAGAACGUGAAGGAAAUGUGGACGGAGGUGCCCAAGACGGGGAAAGGCAAGAAAAAGGCGAAGCCCGUAAACAAAGACAGGUUCAUCAGCAAAAUGUUUCUGCGGGGUGAUUCCGUCAUAAUUGUACUCAGAAACCCUAAGUAGAAGGUUCAUAUCGAGCGGUUUGGUGUUUCCGCACCGGAUUAGGUUAGAAGUCCCUAAUGUGGCCAAGAAGUAGGGUGAGCACUGCCGGGAAUCUGCGACAGGUUUUCAGGCACACCAGGUGUAGAAAAGAUGAUCCUGCAGGUAGAAUGACUUGGCGGCUUUGGCGGCUUUGUACAAGUAGUGUUUCUCGCUUUAUCUGUUGGUUAGCUCGGAUCGGAUUCGAGACGCGUAGUGCACUCAUAUAGCAGCAUAUACUCCAUAUUUUGCGUAGGAAAUAGACAGGAGUCCGCUGCGAAGAAAGCCUUUGUACACCGCACCUCGUCGUCGAAUCAACUCUACAGACGUCGGCUGGGGUGGUAGAAGAUCUUUAAUGGUAUUUCUAGAUCUUAGGUGUCUUUCAAGGCAACGAGAAAGGAAGCAGUCUUACGAAAGUCUUCCAUUUACCUCCGGCUUCUUAUUUCUGGCAAUUUUUGUCUCGGUUGUUAUUGUAGUAUUCAACACAUUUGCAAAGCUGAGGUGUUCUUGGUUCUUUAAAUGUACGGACUCGGGCAGUGUUGAAAGAGCACCCUACACCAGUACUUCUCACUGCUUUCAACCUCCGAGUAGAUGGC